Parnassius apollo (apollo) is the source of this 2295-nucleotide messenger RNA. The record is from the annotation of a GenBank genome assembly. NCBI's taxonomy places the organism in Eukaryota, Metazoa, Arthropoda, Insecta, Lepidoptera, Papilionidae.
UUGAACAAUAUGCAGAUUUUUGUGAAGACUUUGACGGGCAAGACCAUUACUUUGGAGGUGGAACCUUCAGACACAAUUGAGAAUGUGAAGGCUAAAAUCCAGGACAAGGAAGGCAUUCCACCAGAUCAGCAAAGGUUGAUCUUUGCUGGUAAACAGCUGGAAGAUGGGCGCACACUCUCUGAUUACAACAUUCAGAAAGAGUCUACACUUCACUUAGUGCUCCGUUUAAGAGGUGGUAUGCAGAUCUUUGUCAAGACCUUGACAGGCAAGACUAUCACGUUGGAAGUAGAGCCUUCUGAUACAAUUGAGAAUGUGAAGGCUAAAAUCCAGGACAAGGAAGGCAUUCCCCCAGACCAGCAGAGACUUAUUUUUGCUGGCAAACAGCUGGAAGAUGGGCGCACACUCUCUGAUUACAACAUUCAGAAAGAGUCUACACUUCACUUAGUGCUGCGUUUGAGGGGAGGCAUGCAAAUUUUUGUCAAGACCUUGACUGGCAAGACUAUCACAUUAGAAGUGGAACCUUCAGAUACAAUCGAGAAUGUGAAGGCUAAAAUCCAAGACAAGGAAGGCAUUCCCCCAGAUCAGCAGAGGUUGAUCUUUGCGGGCAAACAGCUUGAAGAUGGACGCACACUGUCUGACUACAACAUUCAAAAAGAAUCCACGCUUCACUUGGUGCUCCGUUUAAGAGGUGGCAUGCAGAUCUUUGUGAAGACCUUGACUGGCAAGACUAUCACAUUAGAGGUGGAACCUUCAGACACAAUUGAGAAUGUCAAGGCUAAAAUCCAAGACAAGGAAGGCAUUCCCCCAGAUCAGCAGAGGUUGAUUUUUGCAGGAAAACAGCUCGAAGAUGGACGCACACUCUCAGAUUACAACAUUCAGAAAGAAUCCACCCUCCACUUGGUAUUACGUCUGAGAGGUGGUAUGCAAAUCUUCGUUAAAACUUUGACAGGGAAGACCAUCACAUUGGAGGUGGAGCCUUCAGACACUAUUGAGAAUGUGAAGGCUAAAAUUCAAGACAAAGAAGGCAUUCCUCCAGACCAGCAGCGUCUUAUCUUUGCUGGCAAACAACUAGAAGAUGGUCGCACUCUUUCUGACUACAAUAUCCAAAAAGAAUCAACCCUUCAUUUAGUAUUACGUCUCAGAGGUGGAAUGCAGAUCUUUGUGAAGACCUUGACAGGAAAGACUAUCACUUUGGAAGUUGAGCCUUCUGACACAAUUGAGAAUGUGAAGGCCAAAAUCCAGGACAAGGAAGGCAUUCCUCCAGACCAGCAAAGGUUGAUUUUUGCUGGUAAACAGCUUGAAGAUGGACGCACACUAUCUGAUUACAACAUUCAGAAGGAAUCAACUCUUCAUUUAGUAUUACGUCUGAGAGGAGGUAUGCAAAUUUUUGUAAAGACAUUAACGGGCAAGACCAUAACUUUGGAAGUUGAGCCAUCGGACACAAUUGAAAAUGUAAAAGCUAAAAUUCAGGACAAGGAAGGCAUUCCUCCAGACCAGCAGAGGUUGAUUUUUGCUGGCAAACAGCUUGAAGAUGGACGCACACUGUCUGACUACAACAUUCAAAAAGAAUCAACACUUCACUUGGUGCUCCGUUUAAGAGGUGGCAUGCAGAUCUUUGUCAAAACCUUGACAGGUAAGACCAUUACAUUAGAGGUGGAGCCUUCGGACACAAUUGAGAAUGUGAAGGCCAAAAUCCAGGACAAGGAAGGCAUCCCUCCAGACCAACAAAGAUUGAUCUUUGCUGGCAAACAACUAGAAGAUGGACGCACACUCUCAGAUUAUAAUAUUCAAAAAGAAUCAACCCUUCAUUUAGUAUUGCGUCUGAGAGGAGGUAUGCAGAUCUUUGUGAAAACCUUGACAGGAAAGACAAUAACUCUAGAAGUUGAACCAUCAGACACAAUUGAGAAUGUGAAAGCUAAAAUUCAGGACAAAGAAGGCAUCCCCCCAGAUCAGCAGAGGUUGAUCUUUGCUGGCAAACAACUAGAAGAUGGACGCACCCUCUCAGAUUACAAUAUCCAAAAAGAAUCUACCCUUCAUUUAGUAUUACGUCUCAGAGGUGGAAUGCAGAUCUUUGUGAAGACCUUGACAGGAAAGACCAUCACUUUGGAAGUUGAGCCUUCUGACACAAUUGAGAAUGUAAAGGCAAAAAUUCAAGAUAAAGAAGGCAUUCCUCCAGACCAACAGCGUCUUAUCUUUGCUGGCAAACAACUAGAAGAUGGGCGCACUCUUUCAGACUACAAUAUUCAGAAAGAGUCCACACUCCACCUCGUGCUUCGACUUCGUGGAGGCAUGUAA